UGUCGCUCGCGGUGGAAACACUUUCCUCUUUUUUACCAUCAUGAAAACUCUGGCUGUUCUCGGCAUUUUAGGAUUGGCACUGGGUGUGUCUUCGAAUGUUCAGGGCGAAUGCCCUCCAUUUUACGGCGAAGCUAGACCACCAGGCUGGACGUCACCCCACAAAAGUCCAGUGGCUGCUGGAACUCAAGUAGAACACCACUGCGCCAUCCACACUUGCAAUGAAGAUGGUUCGUGGUCUUCACGUGGCUGUGGAGCAUACACUUGCAGGGAUCAAAUUGGAUACAAAGAUUACGAUUACAGCAAAGCUUUUCCUUUGUGCUGCCCGAGGCCCAUUUGCCAAUCGGAUCUUCAGUGAAAUGGACAGUGAAAUAAAUUCAGUAGAAAGCCUAGCGAAGUCGCUAGAAAAUUCUAUUGGAAUUCUAUAGGAAUUCUAUGGGCUU
Diachasma alloeum is the source of this 440-nucleotide messenger RNA. RefSeq lists its product as uncharacterized. The transcript has 3 exons. NCBI's taxonomy places the organism in Eukaryota, Metazoa, Arthropoda, Insecta, Hymenoptera, Braconidae. The coding region runs from base 41 to 355 and encodes 104 amino acids. The record is from RefSeq and is a predicted model, not a curated record.